AUGUCAUCUUCUUUGGAGGACGACAAUACUACGUCCUAUUUAGAUAGUGCACAUGAUGAAGUGGAUGGCUCAGGUGGUGAUCAGCUGUUGAUGUACAUUGAUCCAUCACAUGUAACCAGUGGCUCACACACCGAUCAUUCAUCAUAUACAUCAUAUGCAAUCAAUCAACAACAUCAACAACAACUUCAACAUCAACAGCAACAACAACAUCUUCAACAACAUCAACAACAACAACAUAUGAGACCAACUCAAGUCUACAACAAUGACCUUCAACAACAGCAACAGCAACAACAGCAACACUAUGGUGUAGCAAUUGAUCAUAAUCAACAUAUUACAUUGGAUAUGACUGAUGAUGUCCAUUCGUCGACUGACUACCUGACCAAUGGCACGGCAUUGCAUCACCAGCCAUUCCAUCUGCAGGUGCAGCACAGUGGCAUCAACGAUCUGCAAGAGAGCACGGGCACACUGCUCAGCACCAUGUCCAAUCAGCUGAGCGAGAUUAUUAGGACCAACCCACAGGUGGACGAUGGCGGCGCAUCCAACGAUGGAGACGACGGCGUCAUGCAGUCGCUGCCACCGACCCCGCCACCCCUGCCCACGCACUUGCUCACAAAGAUCAACUUCCUGCCCGGCCAGAUAUCAACACAGCAGAUCAUUCAGCAGCAUCAGAACCUGCGACCGAUCACUGAGCGUGGCCAGGAGGACAAGAAAAAGGAGGCAUUAGCCUUCCUCAGCUUCUACUUCCGUGUCGUGCCCACGCUCAAGACACCCGUGAUCAGGCGCACGCUCGUCCUUGCGCUCUACACCAACAGGGUUGACCUGGACAAGCGAUACAAGCAACCCAAUGACAUGGCCAACCUCUGUGGUGCUGUAUACACAUUCAUCUACCAACAUCUUAACGAUGAUGCCAUUCGCGAAUAUAUCAGUCUGACAGAGAAUGAGCGACUGUCCUCCAAGGUAGACUCAAAGAAGAGGAAGAGGAAGAAGAACCAUGACAUCUCCAAUGGACAGGACGUUGGGCUACAAGAUGCAUUCCUCACAUGUAUCAAGUAUGCCACAUUGCUUCCAUUCCUUGAGUUUAUCAAUGUGGAUGAUUUGCCCAGUGGCGACAGCAACUACAUCACUCAGCAUCCUGAAUACAUGUACACAAUGGAUAACCUCUACAAAUGGGAGACUGAGCUGAAAGACCAAAAGUCCAAUCAGUCCAGGACAAGGACUGUCAUCAACUUGACAGAGAUAAGCAGCAACAAUGCUAUUGGAAGUUCAAGCAACAACACCAACUCCAACAACAACAACAACAACAACUUAACAUCUACAACAAACAACAGUAUCAACAACAACAAUACCAAUAACAGUAACAUUAAUAAUACCACCAACUCUAUGGGUAUCAACAUCAACUACUCCAACAACAUCAACAACUCAUUGAUGAUGACCAAUCUGAUGAAUCGAAUCAACCUCCCUGUAAAUGUAACGGAAACCAACGACAGCUAUAUAAUCUACGCCUUCAUACCCUUCUACAAGCCCAACGCGCUGCGCAUCACCGUCAACCAGAUGGACAUCACGCUGGAGGGCACCAUCUCGCUGCCCGACACCAUCCAGAUUCCGAACGGCACCGAGAUCCUGGUGCCCAACAUCGGCCUGCACGGCUGCACGCAGCAGGACAUCCAGGAGGGAAACUUUUACAAGGUGAUCAAGUUGUCAUCGCCCAUCGCCUCGUCCACCGUUGGCAAGCGAGACGGCGUCGUUGUAAUCAUAGCCAAGAAGGAGGAGGGUCAGACCACCAUCCACCAGCUCUAG
Molecule: messenger RNA, 1797 nt
Organism: Acytostelium subglobosum LB1
Lineage: Eukaryota; Evosea; Eumycetozoa; Acytosteliales; Acytosteliaceae
Exons: 3
Coding region: 1-1797 (598 amino acids)
Source: RefSeq, a predicted model, not a curated record